This is a messenger RNA of Cajanus cajan (pigeon pea), 960 nucleotides long. Its product is annotated as iron-sulfur assembly protein IscA-like 2, mitochondrial. Gene Ontology annotation, biological process: iron-sulfur cluster assembly. Gene Ontology annotation, cellular component: mitochondrion. Gene Ontology annotation, molecular function: 4 iron, 4 sulfur cluster binding; iron ion binding; 2 iron, 2 sulfur cluster binding. The record is from RefSeq and is a predicted model, not a curated record. Lineage: Eukaryota; Viridiplantae; Streptophyta; Magnoliopsida; Fabales; Fabaceae.
UAGAGAGAGAGAGAGAGAGAUGCAGAGGUCACUGGUUCGACGCUUGGUUCCGCCAUUGGCAGCGCGAUUGAGGCUUAGCAGAAAUUGUUCUUCUUCGGUUCUUCACCAUGCCACUUCUUCUUCUUCUGCUGCUGCUGACGUGGAGCCCGUUCACAUGACCGACAACUGCGUUCGAAAAAUGAAGGAACUUGAAGCCGUUGAAUCAUCAGCGGACCAAAGAAUGCUUCGUUUAAGUGUAGAAACUGGUGGGUGUUCUGGAUUUCAGUAUGCUUUUAAUUUGGAUGACAGGAUCAACUCAGAUGACAGGGUUUUUGAGAGGGAUGGAAUUAAACUGGUUGUUGACAAUAUUUCAUACGAUUUUGUGAAAGGCGCAACUGUUGAUUAUGUUGAGGAGCUUAUCCGUUCUGCUUUUGUAGUCUGAUAUUUGCUUCAACAUGGUGACUGAGAACCCCAGUGCAGUUGGUGGAUGCAGUUGUAAAGUUUCCUUCAUGGUGAAACAGUAAUCAGUUAUCUUGCUAGCCACGUCUCUGACCCUCCACCACUGCUUUCACAACUUAUCCAGUCCUUGCGAGCUAGAUUCCAUUGUGAAACAUGAUUUUUAUACCAUAAAAAACGAUUAAUUUAACUGAAUAUAAAAUUUAUUGCUUGUAUUAUGAUUUUAUUGCAAGAUGAAUUUAUACCGGUAUUAAAUUAUCAGGAACUUUGUCUAGCCUGAUUUAAUACCUUGGAGCUUGGUACCCCUCAGAUGUAAAAUUAGACUUGCAGAUGAGACUUACGGUAUGCAGCAAUGGCAAGUUCCUUGUGUAAUGCCAUAUAACAAUGGCGAUGACUUGCGCAGAUUCAUUCGUUAACUAGAAAGAUUGGCGCAAGGUUGAUUACCAUUUACAGUUUUGUUGAUACAGAACAGAAUUUUAGUUGGGAAUAAAAAUAUAUUCAAUAAAUUGGAAGUACUUUCAUUCC